Salarias fasciatus (jewelled blenny) is the source of this 2868-nucleotide messenger RNA. RefSeq names its product transmembrane protein 132A (gene tmem132a). The transcript is spliced from 13 exons. The annotation marks the transcript as partial. The record is from RefSeq and is a predicted model, not a curated record. Lineage: Eukaryota; Metazoa; Chordata; Actinopteri; Blenniiformes; Blenniidae.
AUGGUGGAGGAGAUGGGCAGCCAUUUUGAGGCUCUGUGGACCAUCACGGUGCUGGCCUCCUGCUGGGGGAAGAAGUUUCUCUCCUUUGUUCUAGAGAGCUUCAAACCCCCCCCUCCUCUCUCGCUCCCUGUCCACAUGUCCGUCAUCCCUCCUUCCUGGAAGCUCCUCCCCCUGCUGCAGCCAGACCUCGGCCCUCUGUUCUCCAACUCCAGCCCCUUCUCCUUCUCCCAGAGCGUCUUCCUGCUGCCCCCCCCCGGCCGGACCCCCCGGCCGGGCCUGCGGGCCUCGUUCGGUCCCUACUCGGCCACACAGGUGGUGCCGGACCCCUCCACCCCCUCCUCGGCCCCCCCGGCUGCCUUCCUGCUGUCGGAGCAUGUGGAGAGAGAGGGGGCCGAAGGGGGGCGGCAGGGCUUCAGGGUCAGGGUCCUGUUCCACAGACCGGGUCCCACCACGUCCUGCGUCACGCUGCACGCCUUCAGGGAGACGGAGGAGCGCCGGGCGUCCUGCGUCCCUCAGCCCCCGCUGGGACUCUGCCUGGCGUCCCUGGCUCUGCCGGCAGCCUGGUUUGAGGACCGGCCCCCCACCCAGCUGCGCCGGGAUUUGGACCAGUGGUACCGCAGCGUCCGCCCGGGCCGCCGGAUGCAGAAAAGGGGACGGCGUCACCGUGGCAACCGAGCAGCUUCUCCCACACGGGACCAUCGGGGUGAGGACGGGGACGCCCCCAUCAAGGCUCCACGGGCCCUCCGGUACCAGAGCCCCCCCAAAAACCAGGUCCAGCUUUACUCCUCCUCCUGGGACUCCGGGGCCGCCCUCAAGCCGGCAGCAGCAGGAUGUGUGCAGGAUGGACCGGCUCAGUCCCAGAACCAGCUCUUCUAUAUCAGAGCCGUGGGUCUGAGGGAGAACCCGCAGAACCAGACCCCCUCUCAGGAACCAGAGGACACCUGUCUGGGUGGGCGGGACGGGGAGGAGCUGGACGUGGACUCCCACGUCGUGGUUCGCUAUCACAAAGGUCCGGUCCUGAUCGGACAGCCUGUCAAAGUGUCUGUGAGUCUCAGAGCCAACUUCUCAGCCCACUUGGUGGUUAUCAGGCUCAGGGUGAAGAAGGGCUCGGUGUCCAUGGUGGCCCAAAGGACCCCGACUGAGCUGUGGGCCGUGACCCUGGAGAGGAGCCAGGGGUCCAAGCAUGACGUGGUGUCCGUCUUCUGCCACAAACGCCGGCCGGCGGCGGCGCUGCACGAUCCCACUCUCCUGCAGCAAGUGGCGUGUUUGUCGAUCGACGGCUUGAGGCGGAGCUUCACCGGCGCCACCACGGUAUCGGCCGAGUGGUGGGCGGAGUACUCCGGGCGGAGGAACCUCCCUCCGCCUCACGGGGCGGCGGUGAGCCGCUUCUCCUUCGCCCGUCGGCACAUCGUCGCCAUCGCUGCCGUCCCAGAGGGCGCCGCCAUCGUCAACACGGCCGUCCUCAACAGCCGGCCCGUGUCCCUGUCCGUCUCCGUGCUGGCCGUGAGCCAGGGGGACGCCGUCCUGGACGUCACCUCCGCGGUCACCUGCCGCUCCGCCAACCAGGACGCCAUCAAGGUGUCCAGCGACUGCUCGUCCGUCUUUGUGGACGGCAGUGAGUCCGGCCCGGGCGAAUCGUGCGCCGUGGUGGAGUUCCAGCUGGGAGCGCUGCGCCGGGUGCUGUGCUUCACGGUGUGGACUCCGUCCGUCCCUCUGAGGCUGUCCCUGUCAGACCCGGUUCUGAACGCCAUCCAGGGCUGGAACGUCUUCACAGAGGACGGGUGUGUGCCAGUGUAUCAGCGCUCCUCCGUGCAGGUUCUGACCCAGUUCAGGGCCCGGGACUCCCACGGCAGAACCACGCACCUGCUGGGCUCGGCCGACUGGUUGGUGGACGUGACGGAGCUGGUCCAGGACUGGCUGCGGGUCCGGGACCCCGGAGUGGCCUUCCUCGGUCCUCACAGCACCCUGGUGGGGCUCCGGCCCGGAAAGACCUCGCUGCACGUGGUCUCUGAGCAGUGGGACGGCUUUCUGGGCAGUUGUGAGCUGACAGUGACCAGCGAGACUGUUGCUCCAGGUGACCUGUCCGUCCAGGUGGUCGGUGGUCUGGGUCUGUCAGUCACAACCAACCCUGCACACCCCUCCGUCGUCACGGCGACAGUAACGGCCUACAACAUCAUGUACAACCACCAGCAGGAGGCGUCCAUCAGCGUCUGGCUGCAGUUCAGCGACGACACCUCGUCCCUGCUGUCCACCUUCGGGGACCUGCCCUUCCUCCUGGACCUGUCCUCAGUGGCUGAGUCGGUGGUCGCCGUGGCGACGGGUCCCGGGCCGCGGAUCCUGGCGCGAGGCGACGGAGGCGGACCUUUAGUGAGGGCGGAGCUUCUGAUCUCCUCUUGCGCCGACCGGCCCGUCGACGGAGACGACGGUGGGCGGAGGGACGCCGAGGGACGGGGCCCCGGGACACUGGCCAGGGGGUCGGGGUGGGUGAGGGUCAACCUGGACCCGGGUCUGCCACAGAGGACGGAUGAAGACAUGGACUUUGACAUGCUGGUCGAGACGGACGGAGACGUCUUCACGUCAACGCGGGACGAAAGAGGCAACCUGAGCUCCUCCGGAGACGCCGGCGGCGGUGGGGGGGCGCCCGGUCCCAACCCUCUGGACCCUCUGGACCGGACUCUCUACUUCUCUCCCAGCCAGGAUGGAGACAGCAGGGGGGAGGAUGAGGGGGCGGGGCAGGGGGCGGGGCCUCACGAGCAGGGGGUGGGCACGGGGACCAUCCUGUCCCUGCUCGGCCUCACUGCCGUCCUCUUCCUGGUCAACUGUCUGCCCUGCGCUCUGCCAGACUGGAAGACCAAGACCAGGACGGAG